Molecule: messenger RNA, 849 nt
Organism: Chenopodium quinoa (quinoa)
Lineage: Eukaryota; Viridiplantae; Streptophyta; Magnoliopsida; Caryophyllales; Amaranthaceae
Product: profilin
Exons: 4
Coding region: 153-548 (131 amino acids)
Cellular component (GO): cell cortex
Molecular function (GO): actin monomer binding
Source: RefSeq, a predicted model, not a curated record
ACUACAAGAAAUGAAACUUCUCGAUUAUCCAAAAGAAACCUAUAACGCCAUACUACUUUGGUAGUACAAGUAUUUCAUUUCAUUAACUCUCCUUUAAAAGUCAAAGUUAAUAAGAGUAAUUCAAUCAAAAAGAGGCAUCAAUUCAUCGAAUCAUGUCGUGGCAAACUUACGUAGAUGAUCAUCUUAUGUGCGACAUCGAAGGCAACCACCUCUCCUCCGCUGCUAUCGUCGGCCACGACGGCAUCGUUUGGGCUCAAAGCCCCUCUUUUCCUCAGCUUAAGCCUGAAGAGGUAAGUGCCAUCAUGAAGGACUUUAACGAACCUGGAUCUCUCGCUCCUACUGGCUUACAUCUUGGUGGCACAAAAUAUAUGGUGAUCCAAGGCGAGCCUGGAGACGUGAUCAGAGGAAAGAAGGGCCCUGGAGGUGUAACCAUCAAAAAGACCAACCAGGCUUUGAUAAUAGGAAUUUAUGAUGAGCCUAUGACUCCUGGUCAAUGCAAUAUGGUUGUAGAAAGGAUUGGUGACUACCUUGUUGAGCAGGGCAUGUAAAUAAGAAGGUUGUGGAGUUCUGUGUGGACAAGUCCGGGGUUUGAGUAUCUUCAACAUAGCUUCCUUUGUCUUCCGUUUUAUGGUCUCUCAAAGAGUAGAUACUUUCAGGUGUAAUUAUCUAGAUGCUGAAAGACUUACAAUUGCUAAUGUGUAUCAAAUUAGCUGAUUGACGAUAUUGGCAGUAUUUUUACAUUAUUAUGUGCCUGUAUGAUUUUCCGCCCUAAAGAAUGAUGGUUGCUAAUCUUGCUAUGUAUAUCUUUGUCACUCUUUUGGGGAUGUAUGUUGCAAAAAUUCACAGUCA